Molecule: messenger RNA, 2151 nt
Organism: Lycium barbarum (goji berry)
Lineage: Eukaryota; Viridiplantae; Streptophyta; Magnoliopsida; Solanales; Solanaceae
Product: signal peptide peptidase-like 4
Exons: 14
Coding region: 156-1763 (535 amino acids)
Biological process (GO): membrane protein proteolysis
Cellular component (GO): Golgi-associated vesicle membrane; cytoplasmic side of endoplasmic reticulum membrane; lysosomal membrane
Molecular function (GO): aspartic endopeptidase activity, intramembrane cleaving
Source: RefSeq, a predicted model, not a curated record
AUCUUUCUUUCCUUCUUGCUUCCUUUUUCAUACAUAUCUCUCCACUUCCUUUCAUAUUUAGUCACCAAAAAUAAACAAACACUAAAAAAGAAGAAAUUCAUCCUUUGACUUUAUUCUUCAAGAUUGAGAAUAAAAAUUAUAGUGAUUUUGAGUUUAUGGGGUUUAAAGGAGGAGUUUUUUUGUGUUGUUUUUGUUUAGUUUUAUGUUCUUUGGUUAAUGGAGGUGAUAUAGUUCAUCAUGAUGAUGUUGCUCCAAAGAGACCUGGUUGUAACAACAAUUUUGUGCUGGUAAAAGUUCCAACAUGGGUUAAUGGGAGCGAAGUAACUCAGUUCGUUGGCAUUGGGGCUCGAUUUGGCCCCACAUUGGAAUCAAAGGAGAAGCGUGCUAAUCAGACGAGGCUUGCCUUUGCAGACCCAGCAGACUGUUGUAGCAAACCUAGGAAUAAGCUCACCGGUGAGGCCAUCCUGGUGCACCGAGGUAAUUGCAGUUUCACCACAAAAGCAAAAGUUGCAGAAGCUGCUGGUGCUUCAGCAAUCAUCAUUGUAAACAACCAAACAGAGCUCUUCAAGAUGGUUUGUGAUCCCGAUGAAUCUGAUGUGCACAUCAGUAUCCCUGCUGUGAUGCUGCCACAAGAUGCAGGAGCAAGCCUGAUACAGUUUCUCGUGAACAGCUCUGCAGUUUCUGUGCAGCUGUACUCUCCGAAACGUCCAGCGGUUGAUGUAGCUGAAGUGUUUUUAUGGCUUAUGGCAGUUAUUACCAUAAUAUGUGCUUCUUAUUGGUCUGCAUGGAGUGCUAGAGAAGCCGCAAUUGAGCAGGACAAGUUCUUAAAAGAUGGCUCAGAUGAUUAUGAUGGCAAGGAGGUGACUCAUUCCAGUGGUGUACUGGACAUCAACACGACAUCAGCACUUCUUUUUGUGGUGGUUGCAUCCUGCUUCUUGAUUAUGCUUUACAAAUUGAUGUCCUUCUGGUUUAUUGAGGUUCUGGUGGUUCUGUUUUGCAUCGGCGGCAUUGAGGGUCUACAAACCUGUUUGGUGACCUUGUUAUCAUGUUUCAGAUGGUUUGAACAUGCUCAAGAAUCGUUUAUUAAAGUUCCACUUCUGGGGCCCGUUUCAUAUCUUACUCUGGCAAUUUCUCCGUUCUGCUUAAUUUUCGCUGUUUUGUGGGCGGUUUUCCGUCGUGUCUCCUUUGCUUGGAUAGGUCAAGACAUACUCGGUAUUGCAUUGAUCAUCACCGUUCUUCAGAUCAUACGAGUUCCCAAUCUCAAGGUGGGAACAGUUCUUCUCACUUGUGCAUUCUUCUAUGACAUUUUUUGGGUAUUUGUUUCCAAAUGGUUGUUCCACAAGAGUGUGAUGAUAGAGGUUGCACGUGGUGAUAAUAGUGGAGAAGAGGGAAUUCCCAUGUUACUGAAAAUCCCACGGAUGUUUGAUCCCUGGGGCGGCUACAGCAUCAUUGGGUUUGGCGACAUAAUUUUACCAGGAUUGGUAGUAGCAUUUUCAUUAAGAUAUGACUGGCUGUGCAAUAAGAGUCUUCGAGCUGGUUAUUUUCUGUGGACUAUGACUGCUUAUGGUUUAGGUUUAUUUGUAACAUAUGUGGCUCUGAACUUAAUGGAUGGUCGUGGUCAACCUGCUUUGCUAUAUAUAGUUCCUUUCACACUAGGCACAUUUUUGAUGUUGAGUGCGAAAAGAGGGGAGCUGAAGCAUCUAUGGACAAGAGGAGAACCAUAUAGGCCUUGUCCGCAUAUCCAGCUACAACCGGCCGAGUAAUUUGACGUUGUACUCUCUCCGUAAUCACAUAUAGCUCUGAUUUGUCAUAUUACAAAGUUAGGGUACAUAUGUUAGUAAUCUGAAAGAGGUUAGAGUUCUCAAAGUCAUAGGUUUACUUAGGUUUCUCCCCGACCUCCCUGCCCGAACGCUGAGUAUGUUGCUGUUAAUGACUGACAAGCGAAGGUGAAAAUAGAGCAUGUAGUUUACCAGUUAUGCGUUUGACUAGAGUUGCAACAAAGUUUUGAGUUUAACUUCUAUACACUGAUAAGUAACUGUUAAUGUAAAGUGGAAUUAGUAAUCUGGAAAAUAAGACAGGUCAUAGUUAUAACAGUGUAAAAGUUGUUAACGUUGUCAGUGUAUACAAGUUAAAUCCUAAAAGAGUUAUACA